Molecule: messenger RNA, 840 nt
Organism: Acanthosepion pharaonis
Lineage: Eukaryota; Metazoa; Mollusca; Cephalopoda; Sepiida; Sepiidae
Source: the annotation of a GenBank genome assembly
AUGUUGCCUCCUCCUUUCAUUUCCGAUGUUGCCUCCUCCUUUCAUUUCCGAUGUUGCCUCCUCCUUUCAUUUCCGAUGUUGCCUCCUCCUUUCAUUUCCGAUGUUGCCUCCUCCUUUCAUUUCCGAUGUUGCCUCCUCCUUUCAUUUCCGAUGUUGCCUCCUCCUUUAAUUUCCGAUGUUGCCUCCUUCUUUCUUUCUUUCCGAUGUUGCCUCCUUCUUUCUUUCUUUCUGAUGUUGCCUCCUUCUUUUUUUCUUUCCGAUGUUGGCCCCUCCUUUCUUUCUUUCCGAUGUUGGCUCCUCCUUUCUUUCUUUCCGAUGUUGGCCCCUCCUUUCUUUCUUUCCGAUGUUGGCCCCUCCUUUCUUUCUUUCCGAUGUUGGCCCCUCCAUUCUUUCUUUCCGAUGUUGGCCCCUCCUUUCUUUCUUUCCGAUGUUGGCCCCUCCAUUCUUUCUUUCCGAUGUUGGCCCCUCCAUUCUUUCUUUCCGAUGUUGGCCCCUCCUUUCUUUCUUUCUGAUGUUGGCCCCUCCAUUUCUUUCUUUCGAUGUUGGCCCUCCAUUCUUUUCUUUCCGAUGUUGGCCCCUCCUUUCUUUCUUUCCGAUGUUGGCCCCUCCUUUCUUUCUUUCCGAUGUUGGCCCCUCCUUUCUUUCUUUCCGAUGUUGGCCCCUCCUUUCUUUCUUUCCGAUGUUGGCCCCUCCUUUCUUUCUUUCCGAUGUUGGCCCCUCCUUUCUUUCUUUCCGAUGUUGGCCCCUCCUUUCUUUCUUUUUUGGUUUACUUUAUGGCCCCCCCAUCUUAAAAUCAUUGUUUCCCCCUUUUUUUCAACUGUAUUCUUUUUAAUUUAUUAA